Messenger RNA from Adineta ricciae, 1656 nucleotides. Lineage: Eukaryota; Metazoa; Rotifera; Eurotatoria; Adinetida; Adinetidae. The record is from the annotation of a GenBank genome assembly.
AUGGACGAUCAACUAAAGACAACAUCGACGUCACCCGAUUCAAUUUUAUCCGAGUUUUCUUCUCAUGAUUCAGGUAUUAACACUGCGACUGCUCCUCCGAUGUCGACUAUGUCCGUGCUUUCACCUCUUCGUUCGUCAAUUACAUUAGCUAAUAUGAGCAAUGUUGCAAAUUCAUUAGAUGAUCAUCACUUUUUCUCCGAUAACUAUAGUUCACGGCGAACAGCUGAUGUAACCUGGUGGCAGUCAGAUAUCGAAAGUUUGAAUUUUCAACUCAACGAACAAUCAUCUCCACCACCAAGCUAUCUAAUUACUGACUUUCGUACCAAUCAAAAUGUUACUUCGUCGUCCAUAACUGAUGUUCUCGUCUCACCUAUGUCCCACAUGUCGACAUCGUCAUCAACCAUGUCGUUUAGCAGUAUCAGCAACCAAGCACCGACGAAUCAACGAUCAUUCCGACCAACAAUGAAGAAUUCGACUAAUUCAUUAAGUAUACCGAAUAAGAAUAGUCAUUCCAUGUCAUCUGCACAAUAUUUGCUACCAUUACCGACACCGUUAUCUAGCCGACAAACACUCGCCUCAGUCGACAACAUUCCUUCCAUUCUCAACGACAACGACCUACAACGAGUGCCACCUUCAUUCAGAUCUAUUUCUUCUUCCGCAACAUUUGGCAAUGGUCCUCUUCUUCAGUCUCAACCACAGCCUCAAGUCAUCCACACCGCCAACCGAUCCAAUCCCAUGCCAUCAUGGCGAGGUUACUUGCCCAUGAGAUUUGAGCCCAUGACCAUGGAUCAGUAUCAGAUCAAUACUCACUUCUCACAGAAAGUCUUUCUCGGUGGCAUUCCGCCUGAACUCACCGAAGCUGAGCUGUUGUUGGUGUUGAGAAAGUUCGGCAAGUGCAACAUCAAGUGGCCCAAAAACGAUGGACUCACUCAUAACAUGCCAGGUACUCCACUCUCAUUCUCACUUUGUCAUACCCUCACACCAUUCACACAGCACUGUACCCGACAACAACGAUCGACUAUCGACUACUUUCUUCAUAUUCACAUGUCACUGACAUCAUCAUCAACAACAACGACAAUGACAACGGCAGCUGGAGGUCCAUCUUCAGCAUCGUCGGGUCUUUCGCUUCGACCCAAUCGACUCAAACCAAUUCAAGUUGUGCCAUGGAACAUGAAGGACAACGUGUUUGUCGUUCAACAAGAAAAUAUUUCUACCAACGAUGCAUCCUACAAGGAUUGGUCACGAACAAUCUUCGUGUCACCACUUCAUGGCAAGAUGACGGCAUUCAGUUUGGCCACGAUCAUGGCCAAUGUGUUUGGCUCGGUGUCCAUGGCUCAGAUCAACACGGACAAGUAUGGUUAUCCAACGGGUACUGGAACAGUGUUGUUCUGUGAUUCGCAUAGUUACAUGCGGGCAGUGGCUGCAGGUGCAAUCGAUAUCAAGUGUGACUGUUUUCACAAGUUGCUCGAUAUUGAUCCAUUCCUGCGUGAAAACGAACCGUGUGCAUUUUGUCCAUCGGUUGCUGACUUGUUUUGUCGAAACUUUCAUUGUCUUCGAUCGUACUGCAAACAAUGUUGGGUGAAUCGACAUGGAUCAAAACCAUUGGCUGACCACCAACCUGCUACCCGACGACAACAACCAUUACCGCAAAUUUAA